Molecule: messenger RNA, 1034 nt
Organism: Exophiala viscosa
Lineage: Eukaryota; Fungi; Ascomycota; Eurotiomycetes; Chaetothyriales; Herpotrichiellaceae
Product: phosphoribosylglycinamide formyltransferase
Exons: 1
Coding region: 149-898 (249 amino acids)
Biological process (GO): 'de novo' IMP biosynthetic process
Cellular component (GO): cytoplasm
Molecular function (GO): phosphoribosylglycinamide formyltransferase activity
Source: RefSeq, a predicted model, not a curated record
UUUGCACCGUGCGACUCUUCCUGGCGGGUUACCGACCACGUCGACCUGCGCUACUUCCCAAACCCUCACUCACAGGUUGGCUUCGACUUUAUUUGUGACCCUGUCCUCCGACGAUCUUCUCGUAUGACCAAGCUUUGACCACAUCACCAUGCCCUCCACCAAAGCCAUCUCGACCGACAAGUCUCGAGCAUACAGCAACUCGGGCUCGUUCAACUUGACCGUCCUCAUUUCCGGUUCGGGCACGAAUCUUCAAGCCCUGAUCGAUGCCUGCGGUCAAACACCUCCGUCAAAAACGAAACCUCCACCGAAACGCCUCCUACCUCAAGCAGAGAUCACACAUGUCAUCUGCAAUCGAAAGGACGCCUACGGGCUGACGCGCGCUCGAGACGCCAACAUUGCAACCACAUACCAUAACCUCGUAUCCUACAGGAGCAAAUACCCCAAGACGGACAUUGGCGUCGAAGAAGCGCGGAAACAAUAUGACGCAGAUCUCGCUCAAACAAUCCUCACCCACAUCCCAUCUCCCGAUCUGGUUGUCUGUGCCGGCUGGAUGCAUAUUCUGUCUCCUGUCUUCAUCAAAGCCCUGACCGCCGCCAAUGUCCCCAUAAUCAACCUGCAUCCUGCACUGCCAAAACAAUUCAAUGGCGCGGACGCUAUCGGUCGUGCAUACAAGGCGUUUCAACGAGGAGAAAUCACCCACACAGGAGUCAUGGUUCACCAGGUCGUGGCAGAAGUAGACAUGGGCGAACCAGUACUUGUGAGAGAAGUCGAAUGCAGGGCCGGCGAGUCACAAGAAGACCUCGAAAGGAGAAUACACGAGACGGAAUGGAGACUGCUCGUCGAGGCAACAGGAGAAGUGCUAAACGAACUAGAGGAGAAGAGACGGUCGGAACACUGAGACACUCAGGAAUGUUUACGUGUAGGCUGUCUGUUGGGAGGUCGAAGACUUGGGAAGAUGCGAAGACAGCCGGCGGACAAAGUCAUUCCAUUUACUGUAGCAAGGCGUUUGUGGCAAGCUUUGGAUAGCGACCUAG